This is a messenger RNA of Pterocles gutturalis (yellow-throated sandgrouse), 808 nucleotides long. RefSeq names its product HLA class II histocompatibility antigen, DM beta chain-like. The annotation marks the transcript as partial. Gene Ontology annotation, cellular component: membrane; MHC class II protein complex. The transcript is spliced from 4 exons. Gene Ontology annotation, biological process: immune response; antigen processing and presentation of exogenous peptide antigen via MHC class II; peptide antigen assembly with MHC class II protein complex. Lineage: Eukaryota; Metazoa; Chordata; Aves; Pterocliformes; Pteroclidae. Gene Ontology annotation, molecular function: MHC class II protein complex binding. The record is from RefSeq and is a predicted model, not a curated record.
AUGGGGACAGACGGCCAUGGACAGAGACACGAGGAUGGACAGAGGCACCUCAGGAGAUGCCGCUCACCCCGCGUCCCCCUCACAGGCGCCUUCCUGAUCCACAUGGCCAGCUCCUGCCACCUGGCAGCCAACGGCUCCACCCUGGAUUUUGGCUUCUCCAUCGUCUUCAACAAGAACCAGCUGGUCUGCUACGACCCUGAUGACCGGCUCUUCGUCCCCUGCGACUUUGGGCUGCUCCACCCGUACGCCACCAGCCUUGCUGCCAUCCUCAACAAUGGCACCGCCUGGCUGGAGCGCGUCGAAGCCCGGCAGCGGGCGUGCAGUGACCUGGCCACCCAGUUCUGGGCCUCCUCGGCGCAGCGGCAGACACCACCUCAAGCCCUCGUCAUCUCCUCCGAGACAAGCAACGCCCGGGCGCCCGUCCUCCUCACCUGCCACGUUUGGGGCUUCUACCCCCCCGAGGUGACCGUCAUCUGGCUGCGCAACGGGGACAUCGCUGAGCCCGGCGAACACCCCCCCAUCUCCGCCGUCCCCAACGGUGACUGGACCUACCAGACGCAGGUGACCUUGAUGGUGGCUCCGGUGGCUGGGGACACCUACACGUGCUCCGUGCAACACGCCAGCCUGCAGCAGCCCCUCCUGGAGGACUGGCGUCCUGGUUUGUCCCCAGGGUUGACGUUGAAGGUGGCUGCGGCCACCGUGGUGAUGGCGUUGGGGCUCAGUUUCUUCAUCACCGGCGUCUAUCGCUACCGGGCCAGGCCACCGGCACCGGGUUACACUCCCCUCCCCGGAGACAACUACCCUGCAG